Messenger RNA from Moesziomyces antarcticus, 1371 nucleotides. RefSeq lists its product as uncharacterized. The record is from RefSeq and is a predicted model, not a curated record. NCBI's taxonomy places the organism in Eukaryota, Fungi, Basidiomycota, Ustilaginomycetes, Ustilaginales, Ustilaginaceae. Bases 1 to 1371 code for a protein of 456 amino acids. The transcript is spliced from 2 exons.
AUGCCACAGCUCCGCCUUCAAAUCAAGAGCGCAUACGUUGACGAUGUGCCGACGUUCUCGGAAGGCGAGCAAGAGCCCCUCACUUUCAGGACAGCACGUCCCACGGCCAUGUUAAUACCCAAGCCCGUAUUUCGGCGCCAAGCACCGUUCCCACGGUUGCCAGGACAAAGGGACCUGAACAAUGACCUGGCCGAGGGCAGCGUCGAAUCGCGCUCUGAAUCAGGUUCUACGCCGCAGCCAAGUGCGGGAAAUUCGUCCACGUCGAGUUCCGCGCGACGCGGCAUCUUGCGUUCGGCCAUCAAGCGCCACGGCAACACCUCGACUGCCCGGAGGCGUGUCCAUUUUCAAACCGACCUCGGCGCCAGGGACCGAUUCACCAAUGCGCCGUCGACACCGCGGCAUCCAUCUCUCGUCAGUGCCUCGCCGGAACCGGUGAGAGUCAAGCUCGAGGACGAAGAUGGAUUGGGCACUUGCCUCGGCGCGCCUGCGGGUCGCAACGAAGCAGGCGGAGUAGACUCCCUGGGUCACGGGAGCAGGACAGAGGCAAAUUCUCUGUUUUUUGCUCAAGACGAGCCUGCGUGGCAACACGAAGAGGCUGCGACGAGCCUGGGAAGAAGGACAAAGGGCCGUCGCCGCAAGGUCGGAGUGUGGCGCCCAGGCAUGUCCAGGGGCUUGUUUGCCAAGCUGCUCGAGAUGCCAUUGAGCGCCGCGGGAGAAUCUGCUGCUCAGCGCAGGAGGCCCGUGAUUCGUGCGGUGCGAGAGUCCAAGCUUCGUCGUAAGGCCACGCGUACUCUGCGAGAGGCUAAGCGUGCAUGCCCUCCCACCAGCGUACCUUCCAUUGUAGUCGCACCCGCGACGGAGGCGCUGAGUUCCGACCCGGCGAAACCACCGCCUGAGGCACUUCCUGUACGGCAGCUGUCUUUGAGCUACAGCGCGACCAACGUUCGCGAUUUUCUGAUUUGUGCGUCGGCGAUGCUGGGCAGCAGCAGACACAUGCUACACUUUCCGCCCCUCCAGCUGCUCAGCGGGCUGCGUGCCCUGGCACACGACCUGCUGCAGCGCUCGCAACCGAUCCGCGACGCAGAGCAUCAGAUUCCAGCUCACGAAAGAAGCACGAUCCGCAGACUGCGUGAUUUGCUCAAACACAUCCUCGUCGCAACGCAGAUCACCAAACUCCUGCCCGCCAAGGUCAACCUCAAAAUGUGGGAGCAGUCGCGCUGCAUCAGUCUCGACAAGGUAGAUGCCAUCAAGAGGCUGCUCGACCGUGCUCUGCUGCCGCAGCCGGCAUGCUCGCCAUCCGUCAAGAGUGAGAAGCUCAAAGUGCCGAAUGCAUCGACGCAACAUCUCCUUGUCCCUGCUCGAACUCGAUGA